UGAAAACAAAUACAAAUGUUAACUAAUUUCUAGUAAUGGCUUAACCUUUUCAUAAAAGAAAAUUGUACUAUUGAAGCAUAAAUUGUAUUAUUGGGAUGGUGGUAUAAAAAUUUGAUGCUUUUUGAAAUUCAUUAGCAACUCUUUUUUUUCCCCCAAAAUGAUAGCGUGCAGAGUUUUAUCCGAGAAGAGUCUAAUUCACAAUGUUCUUAUUUUCCGGUGUUCACAUGCCUUGGUUGUCAGCAAAGAAGAUUGUUUAUAUCCUCCUAUUGUUGAUAUGUCAAAAGAAGGCCAAAGGAGGCACAAUCGUCAGUUGUGGUAUGAUUCAAUAAAGGCUUUGCCGACAGUUGAGCAAAAAUUAUAUGAAUUGGCUGUGCAACAAAGAAUGAAAUUACUAAAAUAUUUACUUUCUAGUGUUCCCCAGACAUAUCGUGCAGUUCCCUUUUAUCAGUAUAUCACCAGAACUCAUUUUGUCGAUAACUUGCCAGAACGGCUACUAAAUAUGAAUGUUGAUGAUGAAUUGAAUGACAUAAAAAGUACUCUGUGUGAUACUUUGUUGAAAUAUUAUUAUAAUCCUUGGGCAAAAAAUAAGUCUAAGAAAUUCGACGAUUUUUUAAAUGAAAAAGCAGCUGGCUCAGGAUUAGUGAAUAUGCUAAUAUCACAAUGUUAUAAAAAACUUGCUUUAAAAAAUGAUUAUAUCUUAGAAUCCAUGAUUCAGCAGCAUCCGAGAGUGAGUUCAUUUUGGUGGCAUAGUGGUUUUGAUUCUAAAGAGGACAGAAUAUAUGAGAAGAACCUUUGUUUCCAGUAUCAUGAUUUUCCUGCAUUUGUAAUCAGAAUGAAGAAACCUCUUUCUCCAAUUGUGAGUUUAGAUGACCCACUUUGUGCAACUGCAGAAGUGCCAGAUUAUAAUUAUCCUCCAAAAGGUCUUGGAAAUGCAAGUAAAAGAUGGCACAUGAUUGCGUCAGUCCCAGGCUACUGGCCUGGCGAUCCAUUCGAGUUUCCCUUUUUGCUUGUGAACACAUCUGACAUACUUAACCGACUACUCUGCAAGUUACAAUACUAUAAUCUUAAGAAGAUAGAAGAUAGUGUUGCCAUGAUGUCUUCUUUUGGAUGGUUGAAUGCUGUUGCUACAUAUCAAGGUUUUACCCCUUUCCAUGAUGUUUCUUAUCCCAUUGUGACUCACACAAUUCUCACCAAUGGCCAGGAUUGGAAUUUUUAUGUAUAUCAGCUCAAUACCAUUGCAUUUCAUAGUGAUGUAGAUAAAAAAGACCGCCGGAACAUAUGCUGGUCGUCUGGGAAAAUGCGACUCUUCGACGCUGUUGAAGAUGGGAAAAUCAAAGGGAUUAAUGAUGAGGUUUUCAAAAUGCUCCUGAAGUGUUUACUGAAUGCUCCAUACCUUCAAGAUAAUUUAGUUUUAAAGCCAUAUUUAGGAGCUGAUGACAGAAGUGAAGAAGAAAGAAAAACUAUGAGAUUUUUCCUCAGGCGAAUGAACAGUCGAGCUCGUGAUCCUAAAGCCUUUUUGGAAGAAAUACCAACAUGGGCAAGAAUUUAUAAAUAUCAUCCUGAUGCUCCACCAUCCCCCCUUUUAAAAUUAUAUUAAAAAUAUUUAGAAAUUUG
Stegodyphus dumicola is the source of this 1614-nucleotide messenger RNA. RefSeq names its product mitochondrial ribosomal protein S30 (gene mRpS30). Gene Ontology annotation, cellular component: ribosome; mitochondrial large ribosomal subunit; mitochondrion. Lineage: Eukaryota; Metazoa; Arthropoda; Arachnida; Araneae; Eresidae. Gene Ontology annotation, molecular function: structural constituent of ribosome. Gene Ontology annotation, biological process: translation. The record is from RefSeq and is a predicted model, not a curated record.